AUGCCGGGACCCCAUAGGGAGAGCCAUCACCGUCACAGAGAACCAUCACCGUCACACUCCAGCCUCACAGAACCAGCACCGUCACACUCCAGCCUCACAGAACCAUCACCGUCACACUCCAGCCUCACAGAACCAGCACCGUCACACUCCAGCCUCACAGAACCAGCACCGUCACACUCCAGCCUCACAGAACCAGCACCGUCACACUCCAGCCUCACAGAACCAGCACCGUCACACUCCAGCCUCACAGAACCAACACCAUCACACUCCAGCCUCACAGAACCAACACCGUCACACUCCAGCCUCACAGAACCAACACCGUCACACUCCAGCCUCACAGAACCAGCACCGUCACACUCCAGCCUCACAGAACCAGCACCGUCACACUCCAGCCUCACAGAACCAACACCGUCACACUCCAGCCUCACAGAACCAACACCGUCACACUCCAGCCUCACAGAACCAACACCGUCACACUCCAGCCUCACAGAACCAACACCGUCACACUCCAGCCUCACAGAACCAGCAUCGUCACACUCCAGCCUCACAGAACCAGCACCGUCACACUCCAGCCUCACAGAACCAGCACCGUCACACUCCACAGAACCAGCACCGUCACACUCCAGCCUCACAGAACCAACACCGUCACACUCCAGCCUCACAGAACCAGCACCGUCACACUCCAGCCUCACAGAACCAGCACCGUCACACUCCAGCCUCACAGAACCAGCACCGUCACACUCCAGCCUCACAGAACCAGCACCGUCACACUCCAGCCUCACAGAACCAGCACCGUCACACUCCAGCCUCACAGAACCAGCACCGUCACACUCCAGCCUCACAGAACCAGCACCGUCACACUCCAGCCUCACAGAACCAGCACCGUCACACUCCAGCCUCACAGAACCAGCACCGUCACACUCCAGCCUCACAGAACCAGCACCGUCACACUCCAGCCUCACAGAACCAGCACCGUCACACUCCAGCCUCACAGAACCAGCACCGUCACACUCCAGCCUCACAGAACCAGCACCGUCACACUCCAGCCUCACAGAACCAGCACCGUCACACUCCAGCCUCACAGAACCAGCACCGUCACACUCCAGCCUCACAGAACCAGCACCGUCGCACUCCAGCCUCACAGAACCAGCACCGUCACACUCCAGCCUCACAGAACCAGCACCGUCACACUCCAGCCUCACAGAACCAGGACCGUCACACUCCAGCCUCACAGAACCAGCACCGUCACACUCCAGCCUCACAGAACCAGCACCGUCACACUCCAGCCUCACAGAACCAUCACCGUCACACUCCAGCCUCACAGAACCAGCACCGUCACACUCCAGCCUCACAGAACCAGCACCGUCACACUCCAGCCUCACAGAACCAACACCGUCACACUCCAGCCUCACAGAACCAGCACCGUCACACUCCAGCCUCACAGAACCAGCACCGUCACACUCCAGCCUCACAGAACCAGCACCGUCACAUCCCUACACCUGGGAUGAGAGAGUUAACAGUUGGGGAGGUAGUCCCUGA
Messenger RNA from Procambarus clarkii (red swamp crayfish), 1539 nucleotides. The record is from RefSeq and is a predicted model, not a curated record. Lineage: Eukaryota; Metazoa; Arthropoda; Malacostraca; Decapoda; Cambaridae.